GGCAGAUCUAGCGGAUCAACACAUUACCCAAAGAGGAUAAAGUGCAAACUGCCCGCGGCCUCCCGCGUCCUGACUCAACGCGCCCCCGUCUUCCUCUCUUUCAGCUCGCGAUCGACCCUUGCAUUUCAGCCUCCCACGAUGGCUGGUUGAUGAUAGUCGCUCUUUCUGUUGUGUCUUUGCUAGUUGUGUCUUUUUCUUCAUAUUCACUCUUUAUUGUACUCCGUACGCUUCUCAAGUCGCAAUGCACCACUCUCAGCUGGCCCCGCUGCCAAACGACCUUCCUUUCCGCAUCGUCUCCAAGACGAUCGGGCAGGGGGCAUACGCGUGCAUCAAGAAAGCCACCCCCACACACACAGACCACCCCAUCUUCGCCGUCAAGUUCAUCCACAAAGAGUACGCCGCUCGGCAUGGCAAAAUCAGCCCCCGACAAUUGCAGAUGGAGGCUACGGUGCACAAGCACAUCGGCGACCACAAUAAUAUCAUCUCCUUCUUCCAGACGGGCGAGGACGACGUGUGGCGGUGGAUUGCGAUGGAGUUGGCUGAGGGUGGAGACCUCUUCGAUAAGAUUGAGGCGGAUGAGGGUGUGGGCGAGGAUAUUGCCCAUGUUUACUUUUCGCAGCUGGUUAGCGCGGUGGGGUAUAUGCACUCGAAGGGGGUGGGACAUCGGGAUAUUAAGCCCGAGAAUAUGCUUUUGACGGCCGAUGGGAAUUUGAAGAUUGCCGACUUUGGUCUCGCCACGCUGUUCGAGUAUAAGGGUGUCACGAAGCUCUCGACUACCUUCUGCGGUAGUCCGCCCUACAUUGCACCCGAGGUCAUCUCCUGCAGUGGGAAAGGCCAGUUCAAGGGCACAGGGUACCGACCCGACCUGGUGGAUAUCUGGUCGUGCGGCAUCGUGCUCUUCGUCCUCCUAGCCGGCAAUACACCCUGGGACAGUCCCACCGACAACAGCUACGAGUUCCACGAGUACGUCGCGACGAACUCCCGCACAAGCGACGAGCUCUGGCAGAAGCUGCCUCCGGCGACACUGUCGCUGCUCCGCGGCAUGCUGAACGUCCAGUCCGAGAGCCGCUUCUCCCUAGAGGACGUCCGCCGACACCCUUGGUACACCAGGCAAAACAAGUACCUGUCCGCAGACUGCCGCCUCCGCGACCCCAUCAACCUAGCCACCACCAUGUUCGAGGCCCUCCACAUCGACUUCUCGCAAGAUCCGCUCCUCCGCCGCACCCGCGGCGGCAGCUUCGGCCUGUCCGAGCGUCCCGACAUCGACAUGGGCGACGCAGACACCGACACGGCCGAACAGCGCAUCUCAUCCACGCAGCCCGAGAUCCCGCGCCCAGACAUGCUCGUCGACUGGGACACCCCCCACCUCAGCGACGUCUUCUCCGCCACCCAGCCCAUGCAUCACCGACCCCUCCUCUCCGCAGACCCCUCCCUCCUCGCCGACACGCUCGAAGACGAGCCCUCCAUGUCGCAAUUCUCCGCCGCCCCCUGCGUCCCCCUCAGCCGCACCCAGAAGGCCCAACGCUUCCGCGACAUCGUGCCCCCGCGCCCCAUGACCCGCUUCUUCUCCACCUGGGAACUCAAACUCCUCAUCCCGCUUGUGUGUGAAGCCCUCCACCGUUUGGGGGUCCCCGUCCCGUCGGUCCCGGCUGUUACGGCUGGCGACACAUCCGCUAUGAUCCGCGUCGUGACCCGCGACGGCCGCAUGUGCACACUCCAGGGGAAAGUCAUCAUCGAGUGUGUUUCGGAGGGGAUCUUUGAGCUUGAGUUUUUGAAGGUUAAAGGUGAUCCCCUUGAGUGGCGCCGGUUCUUUAAAAAGGUUGCGGUGCUCUGUAAGGAUGCGGUUUAUAAGCCUGACUUUUGAUUCUUUCUUCAUCUCCCGUCAUUGCUUUGUGCUUUGGGUUUAUGUUUGGUUGCCUGCUGGUUUAGAUUACGUACUUUGUUAUAACUUUUAUGUAUGAUUAAUGUGAUUUACGAUGGGUUGGAUUGGGUCUGGAUGGAUGGAUGGAUGGAUACUGGUUAUAUAGGUUCUGUUUUUUAAUGUUUGGUUGAUUGCCUGUUGUUUUUCUUCUCUUCUCUCUUACUACUAUUGACUAUAUGGUACUG
Aspergillus candidus is the source of this 2106-nucleotide messenger RNA. RefSeq names its product putative serine/threonine protein kinase. NCBI's taxonomy places the organism in Eukaryota, Fungi, Ascomycota, Eurotiomycetes, Eurotiales, Aspergillaceae. The coding region runs from base 242 to 1864 and encodes 540 amino acids. The transcript has 2 exons. Gene Ontology annotation, cellular component: cytoplasm. Gene Ontology annotation, molecular function: ATP binding; protein serine/threonine kinase activity. The record is from RefSeq and is a predicted model, not a curated record. Gene Ontology annotation, biological process: protein phosphorylation; intracellular signal transduction.